CCUCUACUCUUUCUCGCUCUCUCCUUCUGCGUACGCACUAUUUUUUAGUCCGCACUUAUUACGACAGAUGUCUCAUGCUCCGAUAAAGAAUAACGGCGGCCGGCGGGUACUGUUCCCCCCCGCAUGCUAGUCCUAACCAGGCUCGGGAGCUGCAGCCUGUACUCUCGCUGCUGCUCGGUUCGUGGUGUCGUUCGUGGUGACACGACGCGACACACGACACGGACACGAUACGACACGUUACUUCGCCUUGCGCACACCUUACAUUUUCUUUUAUUUCCGUCUGUCACAGUUCCUUCUCUGUUGCACACCACCCUUAAACACGAGGGGUUCCACCUCCCUUCCCCGGAACGUACUCGCGGAACGUGUUGCACCACAGUGACUUCGUCUCGGGACGUGUCAGCGGUUGGUGCGGUGACUCCUAUCAUCCGCGAGUCCACGCGCUACGAUACACGCUCUAUUCGCUUCGAGCGGGCGGUGGUAGUAGUGGUGGUUGAUGCUGGCCGGUAGUGGUGGUGGUGGUAGUAGUGUCUCGGUGGAACGGAGCGGCGAGAGAAGCUUCGCAUUCCGGAGUGAAACGCGCGGCAAUUUGCGUAACGGUGGCUGCUUGCAUCCCGAACAGAGAAACACGUGGCUAGGUGGGUCGUGCGUGCGACAGACCGGUUCGAAACUCCCGCGCGUUGCCACGAGAUCCGCAGCCGUCUCUCGACGACCACGUUCGCCGGUGUUUUCGUAUUUCGCGGGAAUGACCUACGGUCGCACGAAGCAACUGUGUCGAGCUGAGACAUCAUGACGAAUUAAAAGAGCCAGUUGAGCAACCGUUCUUCUUUACGUUCUUUUAUUUAUCUCUAUCUUUGGCUCGAGGCGCGCGUACUGUGCCACUGCCUGAGCGUUGCAUCGUCAACCAAAGUCUCAGACUUCUCCCCUCGUGUCUUCCGCUGUCUGCAGGCCUAUCCUCUCGCGGAAACCUUAUUCUCUCCUCUCGUCGUCGCAGAUCGAACGCGAAUACAAGUGUGUAACGCGACGCGUAGGAACGAAGUUAGUCUUUUAGGGUAAUUACGUGCUGCUGUCACUGUCAGCUUCGACGCGUGAUAACACGGGGAUCUCGCGACCGCAUCUGCGAGAGCGAACGUGCGAAAAAGCGGCGCAGCCUGCGCUCGAAGGAUGCGCUUCUGAACCGCGAGACUCGAAGAGGGGCAGGAGGAACGGAGCGCACGUGUGCGACGUGUCUGACACGACAGGUGCCACAAGAUCGUUCGACGCGCGACCGUCCGUCCGUCAACAACGUGACCGCGUUCCCAUGCUGUCCGUCCUGCCCGACGCUUAACUCGAUAGAUCGAUAGCCCUGUGCGGCGAUCGCGAAUUAUCCGGGCGCACGUCGAAAUUCAAAAACGCAUACGUAAGGAAGAAACGGCGCCGUUAAACGGGAAUCGUGGGCCGACGUCGAUCCUGGAUCAGUAGUUUGGCCGAGAAUGAUUGUCCGCCACGAUGAAGCAGCACUAGUGGCCGAGUGUAGGGGACUUUUUCGCGAACUUGUGAAGUGCGCACUUUUUUGCGAGGUGGCGUUGUGCAGAUAAAACGCAGAGCGUUUCAAUUCGAUUCAUUGUUACGGUCAUUAGCUUACGCGGCAUGACGAGUGAUAGGUGUGCUUUCGCGAUAACGCAUCUACUUUCUUCGAACUGUGAUUACAUUCUGGAUAGUGUGGUGGUGAAUGUGCCUUAGAAAUACCGAUACCGAUUAACAACCGUUUAGCCGCGAUCGCUGGGAAAAAGGUGAAUAGAUAUAACGAUGGUAGAUACGCAACACUUUUGUCUGCGAUGGAACAAUUACCAAAGCAGUAUAACGUCGGCGUUUGAAAACUUGAGGGACGAUGAAGAUUUCGUGGACGUCACACUGGCCUGCGAUGGCAAAAGCCUCAAAGCGCACCGCGUCGUACUCUCCGCGUGCAGUCCCUACUUUAGAGAAUUGCUCAAGAGCACACCGUGUAAACACCCGGUGAUAGUACUUCAAGACGUGGCGUUCAGCGACUUGCACGCUUUGGUAGAGUUCAUCUAUCACGGGGAAGUGAACGUGCAUCAGCGUUCCCUUAGCAGUUUUUUGAAGACCGCCGAAGUCCUCAGGGUAUCGGGGCUUACGCAACAGGCAGAUCAAACAGACAGGGACGAGUUGUCCCAUGUGCGCGCGUUGGCUGCCGGUGGCAAUCAUGUUCCCUUCCACGAAAAAUUGGACGAAAGCUUUCCCCGGGGUGGUUCCCCGCCCACGCCAGUAACUCCGACGCCGACGACUGUGCAACAAUUGCUGCGUAGAGCGCAGAUACGUAGGAACGAGAGACGAACGCCCGAUCCGCACGAUGAAUCGGUGAAGAAGGCGAGGGUCCCGUCGCCACCGUUGAACAACAACGAUGCGACGCCUACGGACUUUUCGAUGGUGAAGAAUCAUCUGUCGAGCAAGGUUGAGGGAAACGGCGUCCACGAGGAGAAAUGUCCCCUGGAAGACAAUAUCAAGUGCGAGCCGUUGGAACUGACAGGCGGUAACAGUGGCAAUGGUGGCAACAACGAGGACUCGUCGGAUUCUGGGCAAGCGGCGUCCGAUCGGCCACCGGCAUCGGCGAGCAGUAAUGAGCACGAGGCCGAGUCCGAGCACACGUCCACACCGAAUUUUUUGUCCGAGGCGAAGAUGUACUCGCACACGCCUGGGAGCUUUAACUUCAGUAUGGCUGCGCUCGCUGGCGAUCAUACACCGUUGUCAGGAUUGGGCCACGGGUUGCAACCACCGGACUUGGCAGGAACUUCGCAAGACCGGGAGGUCGCCGAGGAGGACGGGGGUUGGCAGUCCGCUACCAACGGAGACAGUCAACGACAAACCGGUCAAUCGAGCCAAAGUACGGGCGCUAGUCAGUGCGAGGUGGUGCAGGGACACCAGGAGCUGCCCAUAAUCGAUCUCUUAGAGGACAUUAACGAUCAGAUGCAGAUCGUGCUCAAAUCGGAACCUUUGUCACCGAAGAUAGACGAGCUCGAGUCCUGCCUACUCUCUGAGCAGAUCGAUCUGCAAUCGGAUCGUGCCAGUGCGGCGAACAAUCUUGACGGUGUUCAGGCGCGACAGCAGAACGGUCACAACCACAAUGUUAAUACCAGGCAACAGCAACAACCGCUGAGGACGCUCUUUAAUGAUACCGUCCCAUUCGCCGAUCUACGUUGGUUAACGCAGAACGGCAAUGCUCUACCAGCGUCUAAGCAUCGUGACUCAUCCACCAGGACGUCGCAACACGCCGAGCAAGAACUGAAGCAUUCGAACCGCUCGAUCAGCGGCACUUACUGUAGCUUUUGUCAGAAGACUUUCUCCCGCGCUUGGUCCCUUCAGAGGCACUUGGCGGACACGCACUUUUACGUGCCGCAGUCAUUGUCCUGCGACCAGUGCGGUAGGAGCUACAAGUCCAGGAACAGCCUGGUCAGUCAUAAGAGUCAGUAUCACGCGAGGAAAGAACGGAAGGAACAUGAGGAACAUUGCGAGGUCACGUAUUGACCCACGGCGCCUACGGUUUAGUGACCGAAUUCGCAUCCGGGUUUCCAUGUUGCCCCGAUCUCUCGCGUGUACGACGAGACAUAUGAGCGAGAUAACCAACAGUAGGGAACGUAACCCGUUCAGUUCCAUUAGCUGUCACUUUCCGGCAUGAGAAAGCAAAGAGAUACGGAAUCUGCUGUUAGCUAAUUUUUUAUAAUAUAUCGUUGCGUAGAGAGGAAAUAAAGUACCGAUUACAUCUCAUUAAUAAAAAUUAUCCUAGUCGUUCGGUCGUAAGACGAAGUUACCUCGAUUCAUGCCAAAGAGUGCGCCGGGUUGACCUACGUGUAUACAUACAUACGCAUUCAUGCUCGAAGAUCGCGUAAUCGUUUCCUCGCUUCUCGCUAGUCGAUGAAGUAACGUUUCGUACCCAAACCGUACACUCCCGUUCCGGAAAUGAGUUCCGCCAUCUGGACUAGUUCUGUGCCAAGUUCAUGGUACCGGAUAACGUGUCUUUCCGCGACAAAAUCGAUACCAGCCUCCUGCGGUACGACUGUGCUCUUCCUCAUCAACCCCUGAAAGUGCCAACCAGGGGUAGUUCACCCCGCGUUCAUCGCCGACGAUAAAGUCAGCUUCGUACCUUCUUUUGGUGGUGUACCUAUCGAUGGAUACGUCGCGGGUACGCGGUACGGAUCGAAGUGGAACGCAAAUCGCGGAGUGAUCCAAAUUUUUGUCGACAGAGUUCUUUUCGCUGUCGAAACCGGGUGAUGGUAUCGCGCGAAGCGAGCUCGAUCAAAGACAAAUCUAUUUAUUGGUUUAAAACCCAUCUGUUUCUCUAGGUUUGGAAAAAAUAAUGUUACGCUUCUUCGAUGCGGUUUCUAUACUCGUUCUUUUUCUGUUAAUCGUUACGUUUACCGUUCCGUCCGUCACCCUUCGCGUCUCUGCGCAUUUCUCAUGUUCGGAUCGCAUUCUGCCGAUCGCAAUUGUUCUUUUUCUAUACGCUUCGCUGACGUAACAAAGUCGCCAGUCUGGUGCAUUACUAUUCAUAAAAAGAAUACGUUUAAAUAGUGAAAGAUAAUUUAUUGCUAGUAUAGCGUGAAUGUUGUUAUAUAAGACACAAGUGGAACGUAAAAUUGUCGCUAGCGUAACGUGGAUGUCGUUAUAAACGAAUUAUAGACGAUUUAGAAAAUAAAAAGAGGUUUCGAUGGAUUGAAAUUAUUGUUGUUUCACUGAAAUAUAAUGUCACCAACCCGAGUUGGUCGAGUGGAACUCGACUCCUGAUAGGCGAUUCUCCUUCCGCGAAGCAUACCGUUACGUUGAAAUGAAACGAAGACCAAUAAAACCGACUGCUCGCUUCAUCGCAUCAUCCCAGUUAGAAACAACUAUCACACUUCUUGUAUAUAGAUAUACACACACGUAUUACGUACGAGAUCUACUCUGCUCUGUCUUGCUGUAAAUAAUAUGCAUCGACAUGGAUACCAUCUCUGGUGCUCUGAAAACACUAACGUCAUCGCUCACGAUCGUUCACUGGAAUCUUGGAAUUGCUUGCACUCUACUAUUGUAAUGCGCUAAAACAAACAUAAAACAAUAAAAAAAAAGGGCACAAGGAUGAAUCAGGAAAAAAAAGGGUACACGUUGCCUUCCGAGUUCGGACAAGAGUCUUCUGCGAAUUUGCUGUCAAGCCAUUGUCAUCGUACUGCUGUUAUUAUUUGCAUUAAGCACUUUGCGUAAAUGUAUUUUCAGUUACAAGUGAGGCUAAAUUAAUACAUAUUCGUUUCAGUCGUCGUGUAGUGUAGAAUAUUAAAUACGAUACGGAAGCAGCCGCAUGGAGUUGGCAAGACGCGUCGAGUUUGCGAGUAGUCGAGUAUUAUGAAUAGCUGACGAAGUAGAAAAUGAUGACAAUGGUCAGACAGCGCGCGCGCGGAAGGCAUUUUCCCUUGGAAAGCACUGGCGUCGCGCCGUGCCGUGUACACGUAUAACAAACACAGGAAAAGCUGACAAUGUGCGUACGAUGAAGAUGCUGUGGUAACGCCUGCAAGCAUAAUUGUACGUGGUUCCAAAGUAACGCAAAUAAAAAAAAAAAUAAAGACAGUUUGAGCACGGCUUGGUCGGGUGACGGUGCAACGUGUGCGCGAAUAAUCGAGGAGGGCGCACGAAAUUUUCUCUUUCUCUCUCUCUCUCUCUCUCUCAGCUCGGAAAAAAGGUGGUAGAUGGUGGUGUAAGAGUGAGAAAAAAUAGAAAGUAAAAAAAAAAAACGAUGAGAAUAUCGCGAGAGAUGCGCGAUAUAGAGAGAGGACUCUAAGAGUGAACGCGGGAACGUGGUUUCCUCGUUCCGCGAUUUACGCGUCCGACCUACAUGCGUCCGAGCUGACGUUCGAGCACACACAAAAACCAAAAGUAACCCCUG
This is a messenger RNA of Ceratina calcarata, 5902 nucleotides long. It is a transcript of the gene br, whose product is annotated as broad-complex core protein. Gene Ontology annotation, cellular component: nucleus. Bases 1786 to 3519 code for a protein of 577 amino acids. Lineage: Eukaryota; Metazoa; Arthropoda; Insecta; Hymenoptera; Apidae. The transcript has 7 exons. The record is from RefSeq and is a predicted model, not a curated record. Gene Ontology annotation, biological process: regulation of transcription by RNA polymerase II. Gene Ontology annotation, molecular function: protein binding.